AUGAAAACCACAACUGUUAAUGUGCUUACUUCAUUGCCUGAUUGCAUUUUUUUUUCUUAUUAUUACUUUUCAUCAUUCGUAUAUUUUUUCUUCUUUAUCAGUUUGUUUUCUUUUGCCGCCUUUCUCUUCUGUUGUCUUGCGCUGCUAUUUUCAUUCAUCACAUUCUUUGUUUAUUCUAUCAUUUUUCUUCUUCUUGAAUCCUUUUUCUUCACCUAUUUCUCCUUCAUAAUGUAUUACAUAGCUCUUUUUAUAUUUCUUCUUCAUGUUCUUUUUCUUCUCAUUCUUCUUCUUCUUCUUCUUCUUCUUGCGCCUCUACCCCUCAUUUCUUUCUUUCUCUUCUUCCAUUUCUUUCUUUUCUUUUGUCUUUUUCUUUUCCUUUCUUUCUUUCUUUCUUUCUUUCUUUUUGUCUUUCUUUCUGUUUUUCUUUCUUUUAUUUUUUUUAUAUUAUUAUUUUAUCUUCACUGUAUAUAUAUUGUCUUUCUUUCUUUCUUUCUUUCUUUACAGUCCCCUCAUUUCUUUCUUUCUCUUCUUCCAUUUCUUGCUUUUCUUUUAUCUUUUUCUUUUCCUUUCUUUCUUUAUUUCUUUUUUGUCUUUCUUUCUUUCUUUCUUUCUUUCUUUCUUUCUUUCUUUCUUUCUUUCUUUCUUUCUUUCUUUCUUUCUUUACAGUCCUCUCAUUUCUUUCUUUCACUUCUUCCAUUUCUUUCUUUUCUUUUAUCUUUUUCUUUUCCUUUCUUUCUUUCUUUUUUGUCUUUCUUUCUUUCUGUUUUUCUUUCUUUCUUUCUUUCUUUCUUUCUUUCUUUACAAUUUCCACAAUUAUUUUAUCUUCACUGUGUAUAUAUUUUCUUUCUUUCUUUCUUUCUUUCUUUCUUUCUUUCUUUCUUUCUUUCUUUACAGUCCCCUCAUUUCUUUCUUUCUCUUCUUCCAUUUCUUUCUUUUCUUUUUUAUCUUUUCUUUUCCUUUCUUUUCUUUUUUUUUUUGUCUUUUCUUUCUUUCUGUUUUUUUUUUUCUUUUUCUUUCUUUCUUUCUUUCUUUUACAAUUUAAAAACAAUUAUUUUAUCUUCACUGUGUAUAUAUUUUUUUUUCUUUCUUUCUUUCUUUCUUUCUUUUUCUUUUUUCUUUCUUUUUCUUUUUUUUUACAGUCCCUCAUUUCUUUCUUUUCUCUUCUUCCAUUUCUUUCUUUUCUUUUAUCUUUUUCUUUUCCUUUCUUUCUUUCUUUUUUGUCUUUCUUUCUUUCUGUUUUUCUUUCUUUCUGUUUUUCUUUCUUUCUUUCUUUCUUUCUUUCUUUACAAUUUCCACAAUUAUUUUAUCUUCACUGUAUAUAUAUUGUCUUUCUUUCUUUCUUUCUUUCUUUCUUUCUUUCUUUCUUUCUUUCUUUACACUCCCCUCACUUGUUUUUCAUUCAUCAAAUAUUCUAUUCUUUCUUUUAUUUUACUUCUUUUUUCUUCUUCUGUUUUUUCAUUCAUCAUAUAUUCCAUAUUUCCUAUUUUCUUCAUUUCCUUCACUACAUUCUCUUAUUCUUCUUCUGUUGUUCAUUCAUCAUAUAUUAUGUUCGACAUUCUUUCUUCUUUUCUUUCACUACCUACUUCUCUUCUUCUUUUGAUUUUUUUCAUUCAUCAUAUACUUCAUUCUUUCUUUUUUCUUCUUUUUUCUUUGCCUUCUCUUAAUUUUCUUCUCUUUUUUUUCAUUCAUCAUCUGUUCUAUUCUUUCAUUUUUCUUCUUUUCUUUCACUAUCUUCUUCUCAUGUUUUUUUCUAUUCAUCCUAUAUUCCAUUUUUUGUUUUUCCUAUUCUUUUGUUUUAUUUCCUGUCUUCAUCUUCUGUCUUUUCAUUCAUCAAAUAUUUCAUUUUUUCCUUUUGUUUCUUCUCUUCUUUCACGACCUUCUUCUUUUCUUCAUCUUCUCUUUCAUCAUCUAUUUCGCUAUUUUCUUGUGUUUCUCAACUUGUUUUCCUUCUUUCUUCUCCUAAUCUUCUUCUUUGACAUCUUUUAUUCCUUCCCCCCCCAUUUCCUUCUAUGUUGUUUUUCAUGUUCAUUUCUCUUUCAUUUUCUUAUUCAUUUUUUCUUUCUUUCAUAA
Acanthosepion pharaonis is the source of this 2070-nucleotide messenger RNA. The record is from the annotation of a GenBank genome assembly. NCBI's taxonomy places the organism in Eukaryota, Metazoa, Mollusca, Cephalopoda, Sepiida, Sepiidae.